Danio rerio (zebrafish) is the source of this 1711-nucleotide messenger RNA. RefSeq names its product phosphodiesterase 6G, cGMP-specific, rod, gamma, paralog b (gene pde6gb). The record is from RefSeq and is marked validated. Gene Ontology annotation, cellular component: photoreceptor outer segment. Gene Ontology annotation, biological process: visual perception. Gene Ontology annotation, molecular function: cGMP binding; 3',5'-cyclic-nucleotide phosphodiesterase activity. Lineage: Eukaryota; Metazoa; Chordata; Actinopteri; Cypriniformes; Danionidae.
AAAGAAAGCCCGGCGGUGACGUCCACAACUGUACCCAGACGACCAACAAACCCCUCUACAUCACGGGGAGCAAAUCCAAACAGAAGUGACCAACAGCCAUGAAUCUUGAGCCGCCCAAACCAGAGAUCAAAUCGGCCACCCGAGUCACCGGUGGUCCCGCAACACCACGCAAAGGGCCCCCUAAAUUCAAGCAGAGGCAAACCCGCCAGUUCAAGAGCAAGCCCCCAAAGAAGGGUAUCCAAGGGUUCGGAGAUGACAUCCCCGGCAUGGAAGGUUUAGGCACUGACAUCACCGUCAUCUGCCCCUGGGAGGCCUUCAACCAUCUGGAGCUUCACGAAUUGGCUCAGUAUGGCAUCAUCUGAGCCUGUCAUCGUUUGUGCAAUUUAGACCCCUUUCUGCCAUGUCCUCCAUCGGCUCCAAGUGGAUCAUUUCGACUUUAAUAACACAAAAACAGCAGCGUUUAUUGUAUAAAAAUGGAAAAAUGGUUACAAAGAAGAAAAAAAAAUCUACCUGACUAUCCGUCCCACAGGUUUCUUUUCUUUCUUGCAGUUCAAGAACAGGUUCUGCUCAAACUGUAGAAGAGAAAGAUGUAUACGAUCCCAUCAGGCCGCAUUCUGUUUGCCUAGAAAAACAUGCUGCUCUUUUCUUUUCUAUUCUUUUCUUCCCAAAAAACAAAACUUACGCAAGCAAGACAGCCUCAAAGUGAGUUAAAAAAACAUGAGAUGUGCCCGUGAAAUGCCUGGCUUCUCAUUUCAUGUGCCUCGGUGCCUCGUCUGUCCAUCUUCACCGAGUUUAAGAAAAGAUCAAAGUCCUGUAGAGAUGAAACACCCUGCUGGCCGACACUAAAUUAAACUUAAACUUUUUUCAAUUGGGUAAUCAAUGCAGAUGUUAAAGUUUGCGUUUUCUUUUUAUUUUGUUUUUAAGUUGCACAAAUGCCAUCAAGAAGUGUUGUUUUGUGCUUUUGCAACCUCUUAAUGCAGUGACACACACAGUCGCAUCAUUAGAAAUCAUUUUUGGCUGUAUUUUCAGUUUCAGAAAGUCUCUCAGGUGACUCAUAGAGUCAGUAUUGGGCUGUCGUGUCUUGUGUUUCUUUCAUUUUUUUCAUCCUCAUCAUCAUAUUUUUCUUCAACAUCAUCCCAUUUCAGUUUUACAAUCAUAUAUUUCUAUUUGUACAUCUUACUGUAUUAUAUUAUUCAUUCUCAAUUGAUCAUGUACAGUAGCAGCAUUUAAACAUUCUUGACUCUGAUUUUUUAGACAACUUUAUUUUACUUUAGAGUUUUUUUCCCACUUUCUGUUUGUUGCAUGCACUUUCUUCAACACUUUAUAGUCAUUCAUUCAUUCAUUCGUCAUCCAUUGUUUGUGUUGGAUUUCAUUAAAUCUUCUGCAGUGUAAAAGCCCAUUUCUCGUACAGUCAUCACCCCCAUUCUUUCAGUUGAUAUAUCUAAAGUAAAACCAAACAGAAGUGGUUUAAAUAAGAAGGAAUAAUUAUCAAGGAAGUGUGCAGAAAUUAACAUGAUGUUUGUUAGCAUUGUGUCCUUGUGAAUUCUGAAGUUUUUCUGUGCUGUCUGGCCUAUAUUGUGCAUAUAUUGAUUUUAGAUUGAAUAUUCAUGCUUUUAAGAGCAUGUUUGGGUUGACAACAGCGGUGACUGAAGUGACGUUUUCUCUCUACAGGAUGAGAUCAAAAUAAAGCUUGAAAAAAAGAGGAAAAAAA